This is a messenger RNA of Cottoperca gobio, 1667 nucleotides long. Its product is annotated as transmembrane protein 255B. The transcript is spliced from 9 exons. NCBI's taxonomy places the organism in Eukaryota, Metazoa, Chordata, Actinopteri, Perciformes, Bovichtidae. The record is from RefSeq and is a predicted model, not a curated record. The coding region runs from base 84 to 1091 and encodes 335 amino acids.
GUCCACUCACAUCCACGCAGUAGAUGCUCGUGCUACUCAGGAGGAAACACUGAACUGGACCUGCACCUGAGACUGGAUCUAUCAUGACUGCACGCAUCCAGGUAGCGACGGGUCGGGACAAAAAAGUGCCAAAGAGCCGAGCAACAGAGAUGAUGGUGAGGGUCAGCAGAGCGCUGUGGUUGGUUCUGGGCAUGCUCAGUCUGUCCCUGCUGCUGGUGGUGCUGGGAGUCUACAUCACGACCCGCACAGAGAGCCUGGCUGUCACUGGCUACAUCUCUGGAGUCAUUCUGACUCUGGGAUCAUUCCUGGGACUUCUGGGUCUCCGUCUGGAAGAAAACCGCAAACAGCUGCUGACCGCUGCGAUAGUCUUCCUCAGUUUCGGGAUCAUCACCUCCUUUGUGUGCCUGCUGAUCGAUGCCGUCUGUGUUGUGUUUAACAUGGACAUGCGUCCCCUGAAAGCAAACAGGUGCCAGUACUUCAGCAGCGGCGGCAGCUACGUCUACGAGCAAUUGUACACGUCUGUGUCGUGUUGGAGUCCAAAGGAGACUUGUAGCAUGAUGGUGCGCAGCGGGACCUGCUACUGCUGCGACCUGUACGACUGCGCCAACGGGGGCUACCUCAGCAACUACUACGACUUUGUUGGAGUGCAAAGCUGUGAGGAGGUUUUCACUUUGUACGUUUCCAUCUGGACCCUCGUCUGCCUGAACCUCGUGGCCUUCUUCACCGGCAUCCUGACGACGGCGGUGCUGGGCAGCGUCAAGGAGCUGAGGAGCAGCAGUCCCGAGAGAGAGUCCUCUGAGAGUCCAGUAUCUUCCCCGACAGCUCCUCUGCUGAUGAACGGCAACACUCACACAGUUCACCAGCUCCACCCAGGAGCCUCGAUGUUCUUCCCUCCAGCAGACGGGACGGCGGCCUCGCAGAGUUUCCCUCCGUCAUCGACUCGUCUCUCAGAGUCCAACCCGCCCCCCUUCGCCCCGCCGACCAGCCUGCGGCCCGUACAGGCUCCACGACGUCUCCGCAUGAGCUCCACCAAAGGGAUGAACAAAUGUUUUAUGAUUCUUGGAAGUCGUUGUGAUGACGGGAAGAAGUAAAACAGGCACGACUCUGAAUAUUAUGCAGGAAUGCAGAUUUCGUUUUUUCUAAAAAUCCAAAGGUGGAUCUUUUUUUUUUUAUUGUGUGCAAAGAUUAUAACAUAUUUUAAAUUGUAAAACAUGUGCACAUGAAAUGUAUCAUUUAAACUAUGAACUGAAAGGUGAUUUACAUACAAAUAUGUUAAUGUUUAUACAGUGUAUUGUGCUUCACAUAUGUUAUCACAGUUAUUUCUACUGUGUGCAACGUUUUCUACACAUUGCAUUGAUUAAAUAAAUGAAUUAACAGUAAAUGAACAGUUUGCUCUGGAUUCUUUAAGUGACAUGUGGAAGAUAAAACAAAAUUAGGAGUAAAAGACAUUGAAUGUGUUACUUAAUGACGUUUGUAGGUCAUCAAAUGUAGAUUUACAGUCAAGCAACGACGGUACAAUAUCUCUGCUGCGCCAAAGUAAGUUCUUGUCUUGCCUCGCACUCUUGUCUGGAGUGCGAGGCAGGUCUGGAAACAAGAAGCACAGUGCACAGUGGGUGGUAUGAAUAAGUAAAAGGGUUAAUAGGUGAAUCAAUAAUCACAGGUGUGUC